Messenger RNA from Planococcus citri (citrus mealybug), 1591 nucleotides. RefSeq lists its product as uncharacterized. NCBI's taxonomy places the organism in Eukaryota, Metazoa, Arthropoda, Insecta, Hemiptera, Pseudococcidae. Bases 281 to 1546 code for a protein of 421 amino acids. The record is from RefSeq and is a predicted model, not a curated record. The transcript has a single exon.
CGUACAUAUUUAAUGACUAUACCUGCUCAUCCUAUAAUGAAAGAUAAUACUAAUACAACACUUGGCUGAUGCCAUUGACGACAGAAAUUCUGAAUACCUAUUGAUUCAAAAUAAGUACCUAUACUCAAUUUCAGCUUCAAUAGCAUUAUGUAAGUAUAAGGAAGGUCUUGUUACCAUUCCACACGAAAAUCAGUUUAGUGCUAUGGGAAGUUUUUAAUAAUAGUCAAAUUCACGUAAUAUAGUGAUCACACUUCGAAAAUAUUUUUUCAUCGCUGUUAUAAUGAAUAAUUCGUGGAUCGAGAAAAUAUUAUUAAAUUUUUUUAAAAACAAUGCGGACAUUUUCGGAGAAGAAAGCACCUAUCAUGGAUUCGAAAGAGAACCUCAGAAUCACCAAUUGGAUGGGCUUCAAUCCGAGCAACUAUUUGGGAAUAUUAUGUACGCAGAUCAACAGGGUAACAUUCACAAAUCGAUUCCAUUAUUCAUUAAACUAACCGCUGAUUCGCCUGUUUUACCCUCCAAGUUCAAUUCAUUUUCAUUCGCUAAUGAAAUCAAUUUUUACACAAAAAUAGCUCCCACUUUGGAAACUUUCGAUGAUUCGUUUUUAUCGCUCUUUCCGAAAUUUUAUCACGGUGAAAUGAUGUUUAACCAGAAACAAAACAAAUCAGCGAUCAUCUUUGAAAAUGUGAAAACUCGUGGAUAUAAAAUGAGUGAAAAAAAAUCAUUCCUCGAUUGCGAGCAUUUAACAUUGAUGAUGCGUAAAUUAGGCGAAUUUCACGCAUAUUCUUAUAAAGCUAAAAAUACUGCGCCUGAUUUAUUCUACCCAAUGGUCAGUAUUUUUCAAGAAAAUAAUCUCUUCGUCAACAAGGAAACAUUACAUAAUGAAUUACAAAUAUUAGCAGCUCGUGGCUUUGAACUACUUUUACAAGAUCCUGACUAUGCACAGCUGGCAUCUCGUAUCGAAACAAUGAUAGAAAAUGCUGAUGAUACUUUCAGAAAAAUUUUAACCAGUGAUGGGGAUAAUCCUAUAUCAGUAAUCACUCAUGGGGAUUAUUUGAGAAAUAAUUUGAUGUUUCGAUAUAAAAAUAAUAUUCCAGAUGAUCUAAUCAUGAUCGACAUGGCCACCUACCGUUAUGCAUCUCCUGUGAUUGAUUUGGCCAUUGUGUUAUACAUUAAUACGGAUCAAGAAACGAGAAGCAAAUAUUGGGAUAAAUUAAUCGACGAAUAUUAUACGGCGUUGAAGGGAAAGUUUCCAGAAAAUGAAAUUCCAUCUAAAUGUACAAUAAUGUCGGAUUUUGUGGGUAGAUCAUUUUAUGCAUAUUUGGUGGCGAGUUUUUUUUUAAAAAGCAUGUUUGCACAUGAUAAUAACAUUCCAUUGCCUCAAGAUUUUGAUCCAGAUACCGCUCGUAAAUACAAUGAGGGUAAAUAUAAUGAGAUACCAGAAGAAAUGCAAUUCAAGUUAUGCUUAAGUAUUGGUGGAAAGAAAUGUACGCAAGCAUUGAAAGAUAUACUUGGAGAUAUGAUCGAUAGGGGAUUCAUUUGUUCAUAAAUUAACGAUGUUUUAUGGAUUAUCUGAGUAUUAAAUACAUUUGUC